Molecule: messenger RNA, 321 nt
Organism: Perkinsus marinus ATCC 50983
Lineage: Eukaryota; Perkinsozoa; Perkinsida; Perkinsidae
Exons: 3
Coding region: 1-321 (106 amino acids)
Source: RefSeq, a predicted model, not a curated record
AUGUUUUCAAGCUUCCCUACUAAGGGAGGACCAGCAGGUGGUGGUGCUAGAGGGCUGUUGGACACGAGUGGAAUUGUGCACAAUAGGAGCGGCGCGUAUACAGCUGAUGAUUUUGGUCCCUUGGCGAGCGCCGGAGCAUCUCUAGGUGGGCUUUCGGCGAUGGGCGCUGGACGGCCCUCAGGAUGUUGGGUUACGGUAUUCGGAUUUGCCCCUGCUAUGGCCGUCGCGGUUCGGCAUCAUAUUGAGGCGGUCCUUGGCGAGAAGGUGAUCGAAUGCCGAGUGGGAAAUGGCAACUUUAUGCACGGUAGGCUUGAGGGGUGA